AUGGCCUCACACUCACAUUCUCACGAGGGACAGUCCCAUUCGCAUGCUGCUGCUGAUCAUGGACACUCGCACGAGAUUUUGGACGGACCAGGCUCAUUUCUGGGUCGUGAAAUGCCGAUCAUCGAAGGUCGUGACUGGAAAGCGAGGGCCUUCACCAUAGGCAUCGGUGGACCAGUCGGUUCUGGCAAGACCGCCCUAAUGCUUGCUCUUUGCCUCGCCCUUCGCGAUAAGCAUAAUAUUGCUGCCGUGACGAACGACAUUUUCACACGCGAAGACUGCGAGUUCCUCACGAAGCACAAAGCUCUUCCGGCGGAACGUAUACGAGCGAUAGAAACAGGAGGGUGUCCGCAUGCUGCUGUACGAGAGGACAUCUCAGCAAAUCUUGCUGCCUUGACGGAUUUGCAUCGGGAGUUCAACACCCAGCUGCUUUUGAUCGAGAGUGGAGGAGACAAUCUGGCAGCAAACUACUCGCGGGAGCUUGCGGACUUUAUCAUCUAUGUGAUUGAUGUCAGUGGAGGUGACAAGAUUCCCAGGAAAGGCGGCCCCGGCAUUACGCAGAGCGAUCUGUUGGUGAUCAACAAGACAGACCUUGCGGAGCUGAUUGGAGCGGACCUUGGAGUGAUGGAGCGAGAUUCGAGGAAGAUCAGGGAGGGCGGGCCAACGAUAUUUGCUCAGGUGAAGAACGGCAAGGGUGUGGACCACAUCGUCGACCUAAUCCUGUCGGCCUGGCGAAGUUGCGGUGCUGCCAACGGGUCGGCAUGA
Messenger RNA from Fulvia fulva, 762 nucleotides. RefSeq lists its product as uncharacterized. Gene Ontology annotation, molecular function: GTPase activity; nickel cation binding. Lineage: Eukaryota; Fungi; Ascomycota; Dothideomycetes; Mycosphaerellales; Mycosphaerellaceae. The transcript has 3 exons. The coding region runs from base 1 to 762 and encodes 253 amino acids. The record is from RefSeq and is a predicted model, not a curated record.